Messenger RNA from Humulus lupulus (European hop), 1123 nucleotides. Its product is annotated as probable enoyl-CoA hydratase 1, peroxisomal. Gene Ontology annotation, cellular component: peroxisome. The coding region runs from base 124 to 921 and encodes 265 amino acids. The record is from RefSeq and is a predicted model, not a curated record. NCBI's taxonomy places the organism in Eukaryota, Viridiplantae, Streptophyta, Magnoliopsida, Rosales, Cannabaceae. The transcript is spliced from 3 exons.
UGUCACGUUGCACGCAGUUCAAGACGCAACAGUCCCAUAUAAAACACUCCACCGUAAACGAUCACAACCCACCAAAAUCCAAUUCCAAUCCGAUCCCGGUUCUGAAAAAACCCGAAUUUUCUCAUGGGGCAGUCUUCGCCGGAAAAGCUUAUAGUCGUCACUAUCGAGUCGAACGGAAUUGGGUUCGUCACGAUCAACCGGCCCAAGUCUCUAAACUCACUGACGAAGGCCAUGAUGACGGACCUAGCCCAAUCCAUCAAGGCCUUGGCUCGAGACGAUUCGGUCCGGGUCAUCGUUCUUUCCGGGUCGGGUCGAGCAUUUUGCUCCGGAGUCGACUUGACUGCGGCGGAGGACGUUUUCAAAGGGGACGUCAAGGACGUAGAGUCUGACCCGGUGGCGCAGAUGGAGCGGUGCAAGAAGCCGAUUAUUGGAGCCAUAAAUGGAUUCGCGGUCACGGCUGGUUUCGAGAUCGCGCUAGCUUGCGAUCUAUUGGUGGCUACUAAAGGAGCUAAGUUCAUGGAUACUCAUGCUAGAUUCGGGAUAUUUCCUUCGUGGGGACUUUCUCAAAAGCUUUCUCGCAUUAUAGGACCCAACAAAGCUCGAGAAGUAUCACUUGCAGCCACACCCCUAACUGCAGAGGUAGCUGAGAGAUUAGGCUUUGUGAACCAUGUUGUUGAAGAGAAUGAAUUAUUGAAUAAAGCCCGAGAAAUUGCUUUGGCUAUUGUAAAAAAUAAUCAAGACUUGGUGUUGAGGUAUAAGGCAGUGAUAAAUGAUGGCAUCAAGCUGGACCUGGGUCAUGCUCUUUCAUUAGAAAAGGAAAGAGCUCAUGACUAUUACAAUGGAAUGACCAAAGAGCAGUUCAAGAAGAUGCAGGAAUUUAUAGCAGGUCGCAGCUCAAAAAAGCCUUCUUCUAAGUUGUAGACUCUCUCUGUUCUUUUCUUCUAGGCAGCACUAAUCCAUAUGUUUACUUGGAUCUCAUACAUACAGUCCUUUCUUUGAACUUUCUUAAAGUUUGUACUUACAGUUCAUCAAGUCGAUCAGAAAUAAAUGGAGGGGAAAUAAAAUGUAUAUUUGAUGUAUGAAAAUGGAAUGGAACUGGAGGAAAUGGUUAAAAUUUAUCAAA